AUCAUGCCCGUGUAUAAUGCUUCUGAUUGGCUGGACGAGUGUCUGCAGGCGAUACUGGAGCAGGAUUUCCCGGGCCGUAUGGAGCUGUCCGUGUAUGACGACGGCAGUACGGAUAACUCCAGAGAACUGAUCGAGGGAUGGAGGCAGAGGUUCGAGGACAGAGGCGUUUCUGUGAUCUCAGGACACAAGGCAUCCAGCCCACGAGGAGUUGGAUUUGCUAAAAACCAGGCGGUGUGUCAGAGCUCUGGACGAUUCCUCUGCUUUCAGGAUGCGGAUGAUGUCAUGAGGCCUCAGAGAGUUCGGCUACAGUAUGAAGCGGCUGAAGUCAAUCCCACCGCGAUCGUUGGUUGUAAAGUGUGUCGAGUUCCUGAAGGCUCCACUGAGCGAUACACCAGGUGGAUCAACUCUCUGAGUCCAGAGCAGCUCCUCACACAGGUGUUCACGUCUCACGGGCCGACGGUCGUCAUGCCGACCUGGUUCUGCUCCCGCCGCUGGUUCCAGAGCGUCGGUGCGUUCAACGAGGGAGGAAAGGGCGUCCCCGAGGAUCUGCUCUUCUUCUACCAGAGUCUUCGCUGCGGGGGGGUGUUGCUGCGAGUGGACGAGUGUUUGCUGGUGUAUCGAUAUCAUCCGCAUGCAGCCACACACUCUGUGCUGGAACACAGCAUCUGGGACGUGCGCGUGCGGUUCCUGCAGGAGCGAGUGCUGAUCCGCUGGGACUCCUUCACUGUGUGGAGCGCUGGGAAACAGGGCCGGAGACUCUUCCGCUGCCUGAGCCGCGCCAACCAGGACAAGGUGAAAGCAUUCUGUGACGUGGACGAAAACAAAAUUCAGAAGGGCUUUUACACGUACGAGGAGUCAAAGGAACGGCCGAAGCCCAAGAUUCCCAUCCUGCACUUCAGAAAGGCAUCGCCUCCGUUUAUCGUGUGUGUGAAGCUGGAUAUGACACACGGAGUCCUGGAGGAAAACCUGCUGUCGCUGCAGCUGAUAGAGGGAAUCCACUACUACCACUUCAGCUGAAGACUGAGAUCCAGAUGAAGGACAUCAAGCCUGCGGACGAGUAACGGGACUAAAUAAUGUCUGAAGAUCUAAGAAUGCUAAACCCUUCUCUG
Molecule: messenger RNA, 1109 nt
Organism: Rhinichthys klamathensis goyatoka
Lineage: Eukaryota; Metazoa; Chordata; Actinopteri; Cypriniformes; Leuciscidae
Gene: b3gntl1
Product: UDP-GlcNAc:betaGal beta-1,3-N-acetylglucosaminyltransferase-like 1
Source: RefSeq, a predicted model, not a curated record